Paramecium octaurelia is the source of this 405-nucleotide messenger RNA. The record is from the annotation of a GenBank genome assembly. Lineage: Eukaryota; Ciliophora; Oligohymenophorea; Peniculida; Parameciidae.
AUGAAUUAAGAACAAGCAACAUAAGAGAGUAUCUAUUCAGCUUAUUAAAAUAAAUAACAUAAACUAUGCUAUAGUUUAGAAACAAGUAACAGUAUGAGGAUUUUAAGAUGCAUAAAAAAGGGAAUAUCGAUAUCAGAAGUUUGUGAAGAUAAUUUAUAAAAUUUGAAUUCUACUAUUGAUAGAAUAGAUAUUUCAAAAGAUGAUUAUUAUGAAACAAAGGUUAAAGAUCGAAAGGAAUAAACGUUGUCUUUUUAAUAAAUACUACAUUAAUUUCAAAGAAGGGUUGUUCAAAUGUAAAAUAUUGCUUAGAUGAGAUUGGAAUAAAACUCAAGUGAUAGUAAUGGGGAUUGGGUACCUGAUUUUGAAGAGGAGGAAGAAGAGAGUGAUUCUUUUUAAUAUUAGUGA